Penicillium salamii is the source of this 1290-nucleotide messenger RNA. Lineage: Eukaryota; Fungi; Ascomycota; Eurotiomycetes; Eurotiales; Aspergillaceae. The record is from the annotation of a GenBank genome assembly.
AUGCCUACCGCGAUUGUCACAGGUGCCACCGGACUUCGACAUGCUCACAGAAGAAUCCUAGGAAUCACCGGAAACGCGAUAGUUCGCCAUCUUGUUCAAGAUCCCACGUAUACAAAGAUUUACACGCUUUCACGAAGCCAGCCCGGUAUUCAGGAUGCGCAGGUCGAGCAUGCCUGCCUUGACCUGCAAAAUUCAGCAGAAGAGAUGGCAGAUAGUCUUGCGGGAGUCUCUGCCGAUUAUAUCUACUUCUGUGCUUACUUGGCGAGAGAUGAUGAAGACGAGGCGGCCCGUGUCAAUGGCGCGUUACUCUCAAACUUCCUUCAAGCACUCGAAAUGAACGGCGCAGCGAAGAGAAUCAAACGACUGAUUCUGACCUGUGGAUUCAAGUAUUAUGGAGUUCAUCUGGGAUUGCCAAAGCAGCCUCUGGUGGAAUCUGACCCAGCAUUGGAAGAUGGGCUUGGCGGCUACAAAUGGCCAUCCAACUUCUAUUACACCCAGAAGAAGAUACUCGAGGACGCCGCAGCCAAGGGCAAGUGGGAAUGGAUCUGCACUCUCCCAAAUGAUGUCAUUGGAUACGCCAAACACAACUUCAUGAAUGAAGCUACUGCACUUGGCUUAUACUGUGCUGUCAGCAAAGCUUUGCCAGGCUCACAGUUGGUUUAUCCCGGCAACAAACUCAACUACCUACUGUUUAAUUGCUGGACAUCUGCUGAACUCCACGCAAAGUUUUGUAUGUGGGCCGCUACCGCACCUGGGGCUGGAAACAAUGUUUUCAACGUCGCCAAUGGCGAUACCGAGUCAUUCCAGAGUUUGUGGCCACGCCUCGCCGAGAGAUUUGGCUGUACGAUUCCGAAGAACAUGUUCGAUCCUGAUACCACGAAACACUUGGCUGCAGAGGCUACCGAUACCCAGGUGAAGUUCAACAACCCUAUUUCCGUACAUGCUGUGUCUAUGGGUAUCAGUGAUGAUCCUACCACCACUCGGUCACCAGUUCUUCAGCUUCCCAUGGACCCUCAGAAAUGGGCCCAGCGUGACGACGUCAUUCAAGCAUGGAACAAGCUCAAGGCUUCAUAUAACCUGGAUCAGGCUGCGUGGGACAAAGCUACUUGGGGUUUCUUGACAUUUGUCCUUGGCCGGGAAUGGGGGUGUGUUGCCAGCAUGAGCAAAGCUAGAAAACUUGGCUGGACAGGAUAUGAAGAUACCUGGGAGACAUUUGAAAGGACAUUCGAUGUCCUUGAGAAGGAGGGAAUAAUCCCCCCAAUUGAGCAACUGAGAAAUGACUUCCAAUAG